Molecule: messenger RNA, 459 nt
Organism: Aphanomyces astaci
Lineage: Eukaryota; Oomycota; Saprolegniomycetes; Saprolegniales; Verrucalvaceae
Exons: 2
Coding region: 1-459 (152 amino acids)
Molecular function (GO): nucleic acid binding
Source: RefSeq, a predicted model, not a curated record
AUGAAGCUCCCGACCUAUGGAAUUUCAUUCAGAAAUGAAACAAAAGCAGGACUGUGGAAGAAACUUCGCGUGCACGUCGACAAAAUCAAGAUUGAGGUUGUUGCGAUGGCAGGGACUGCAUGUCACACGGUGACAUACACGCCUCCUUACCACAGUGACCUGCAGCCUAUCGAGAUUGCGUGGGCCAUUGUCAAGUGCCAGGUUGGGCGCCAGUACACCCAAGACACGACGUUUCGUCAAGUCCUGGUACGGCUCAAGGAAGCCUUCGAGGACCUCAAGGUUAGCAGCAUCAAGGGUUGCAUACACAAGGCCGACAGCCAGCUGUACAAACUCGAGGAGUACAUCAAGCAGAAGCAAUACGAGGACGCAUGGGGCAACGUGAGCGACAGCGAGAGUGACAGCAAUUCCGACAGCGAUAGUAGUAGUAAUGAAUCGAGUAACUUUGAAUCAGAGACAUAA